AAAAAUCCGAAAUGGCAAAAGAUAAACUAGACGCAGACGAUCGGUUCGUCUUGGGUGUCUGUCAAGAAGAGUGCGCUCUAUUCUUAUGACAUUAAAUUCAAGAUGAUUAAACUGUUUUCAUUAAAACAGCAAAAGAAAGAUGGAGAAACACCAGGAAAGGCAAAUAAUCAGAAAAGAGCUUCGGCUGCGCAAUUACGUAUUACUAAAGACAUUAAUGAAUUGAAUUUACCGAAAACUUGCCAGAUAGAAUUUCCUGACCCUGAUGACCUUCUUAAUUUCAAAUUAAUCAUCUGUCCAGAUGAAGGAUUUUAUAGAAAUGGAAGGUUUAUAUUCAGCUUUAGGGUAAGUCCUAAUUAUCCACAUGAACCUCCAAAAGUGAAGUGUGAGACAACAGUUUAUCAUCCAAAUAUUGAUCUUGAAGGAAAUGUCUGUCUAAAUAUCUUGAGGGAAGACUGGAAACCAGUUCUGACAAUUAAUUCAAUAGUGUAUGGAUUGCAAUACUUAUUUUUGGAACCCAAUCCAGAAGACCCACUGAACAAAGAGGCAGCUGAAGUGCUCCAAAAUAACAGACGCUUGUUUGAACAAAAUGUGAAAAAAGCCAUGAUGGGAGGUUAUGUUGGUCUUACAUAUUUUGAUCGAUGUCUAAAGUAAUGGAAUUAGAUAUUAUAUUUUCUUUGGAAAUGGACAUUCUUGUGUCAAAAAUUGUACAAUGACUGUUCAAAUUUUCAUGAAAGUUUGACAUCGGGAUAUGCUCUUCCAUAUAAUUUGAAUUGCCUACCAUUAGAUGCAAGCUGAGGAAAACACUGCUUGUAUUUAUAGGCCUUUAUGUCAACAUGGAGUUCUUUCAUCUUAUCAGUAUGAGAUUGCAUGGUAUCACAGCUGCUACUGACAAAUAUACAGUACUGACUUAUAACCUAUUUCCUUGCUCACAUUUAAAAAUACCCAUUUGUGUACUGUCCACCAUUUCUGACAGAAUUUUCACUUUGCACCAUUGUGGCCAUCCAAAUAAGCAUUAUGUUGAUUAAUUUGAUUUAUUUAAAGAAAAAA
This is a messenger RNA of Centruroides sculpturatus (bark scorpion), 1047 nucleotides long. Its product is annotated as NEDD8-conjugating enzyme Ubc12-like. The coding region runs from base 103 to 651 and encodes 182 amino acids. NCBI's taxonomy places the organism in Eukaryota, Metazoa, Arthropoda, Arachnida, Scorpiones, Buthidae. The record is from RefSeq and is a predicted model, not a curated record. The transcript has 5 exons.